Molecule: messenger RNA, 906 nt
Organism: Mollisia scopiformis
Lineage: Eukaryota; Fungi; Ascomycota; Leotiomycetes; Helotiales; Mollisiaceae
Exons: 4
Coding region: 252-791 (179 amino acids)
Source: RefSeq, a predicted model, not a curated record
CGGACAUGGCUUUGGACGCAAGACGAGAUGGGAAGAGAGCUCAGGAAGGAUGUCUUCCUACAGGAUAGAGGAUGACACCUUGCCAUCAGCAACAGGACUCGAUAAAUGGGGGAGGAAUCUGAUGAAAGAAUUCUCUGAACAGAUCCCAGACUUUGAGCCUUCCAUUCGGGACAAAUUUCUUUUCGAUUACUGCGAUCUUAAGCCUCUGGCUGUAUGGCACGCAUCCCGUGGUUUCUCCAGCAGACUUGACCAUGAACAACUCGCCUCUCUUCGAGAUGUCCGAUCCCAGCAUCGACCCAAUGCUAUCACCUAUUGCAAGAGGCCAGCUACGCUCCAUCGCUGCUAGAGCCAUGGAAGAAACCGAGAAUGAGAUCCUCAAGUUCUUCGACGAAGCUAUCAAAAAGCCGCCGGAAGAUGUAGUUAUCGUAGGUCUUUGUCUCUGGCGGUUGGCACUGCUAUACCGGACCAUGAUGAAGCGCUACAAACUCAUUCUCUACGACGCUUGUAUCGAUCGACGCAGAGAAAGGCAAAAAGUCAUGUACGAAGCGAUGACUACCGGCUAUAGCCUGGUAUACCGCAGAUCUGCACCUCCCUGUUCGCCCGCGUGGAGGAUGGAAGACCAUCUUCACUUCUUUGGCGACAACGCCGAUCUCGUGGAUACAUUUCUGCAGCUCCAAGUCGCUGAUAAAAAGUUCUAUGAAGAAAACAUCAAUGAUGACGAUGAUUUUCAUGCUAGGAAGCUAUUGUGGGAACGGAUGGUGAAGGGCGGGAGAGGGAUGAAGGGUAGAUAGGUGUGAACUACGUUGAAGAUGCAAUCUUCUGGUUGCGUAACCUGAAAAGAUAGAACUACGCACGAUUGUAUUUCAUAAUUUUCUCCAUUAUGUCUGAUGCAUGUCGACACUGUGC